This is a messenger RNA of Saccoglossus kowalevskii, 1626 nucleotides long. RefSeq names its product palmitoyltransferase ZDHHC5-like. Gene Ontology annotation, molecular function: palmitoyltransferase activity. Lineage: Eukaryota; Metazoa; Hemichordata; Enteropneusta; Harrimaniidae. The record is from RefSeq and is a predicted model, not a curated record. Gene Ontology annotation, biological process: protein palmitoylation.
AUGGCUUGUUGCAAGAAGAAGUGUAAACCAAGCAGUAAAUACAUUCCCGUAACGUCUGCAUAUGUCCUUCUCUUGGGGUGUACUUCGCUAUUCUAUAUAUUCCCAUGUCCAACUCUCGCAGAAGUAUCACUUGCUAUUCCCAUAUAUGAGGGUAUUGUUACUAUAUUUGUUCUAGCUAACUUUUUUCUUGCCACUUUCAUGGAUCCAGGUGUCUACCCAAAAUCUGCUGGUGAUGAAGAUAAAGAUGACGAUUUCAAAGCGCCUUUGUAUAAAACUGUGGAAAUCCAGGGUAUUCAAGUGCGAAUGAAAUGGUGCACAACUUGUAAUUUUUAUAGACCGCCUAGGUGUUCUCAUUGUAGUGUCUGUAAUAACUGUAUAGAGAGAUUUGAUCAUCAUUGUCCAUGGGUUAACAACUGUGUUGGCAAGAGGAAUUAUCGAUAUUUCUUCCAGUUUUUACUCUCAUUAACUGUACAUAUGUUCUCAGUAUUUGCUUUUAGCCUUAUGUAUGUUUUACAACAUGAUGAAGAACUAGAAAGUGUGAAUUGUAUAAUGUCUAUUAUUAUAAUGUGUAUUAUAGCAUUGACUAUAAUCCCCGUAGUUGGAUUGACGGCAUUUCAUCUUGUACUUGUAUCUAGGGGUAGAUCAACUAAUGAACAAGUUACGGGUAAAUUUCGUAGUGGUCACAAUCCAUUUACCAAAGGGUGCUAUAAUAAUUUCCGUGCCACGUUAUGUGGUCCACAACAUCCUAGCUAUAUUAAGUAUAAUAGUAAGAAAAAGCACAAGACUAUGACAAUACAAGUUGAGUAUAUGCCAACACAGAUAUUUGAGAGUCAAGUACAGAUCAGAGUUGAAGGAAAUGGAUUACCACCGAAACCAAGGAAUCAUAUGUAUAAGCCUGAAACCAACCACUCCCACCCUUCUGUCAGUCACUCUGGUAGUGAUGAGGAAAGCCAGGGACAGGAUUGUGAGCCAUCACCUCCACCUAAACCCAGAGGCUCUCAUGAAGAUUUUAUUAGGGAGAUGGCACGAUCCAAGUCUGAUAGUAUACAGUUAACUAUGUCAGUCAAUCGACCUAGGUAUAAUGUGCAUCCUCCAUACUCCAGUGCCUCUGAUAUCUUGCAGAGUCAAAGCUCUCAUCGAGAACGCCAACACAAAGUAGCACGAGAUAAUUCAUCAGUAUUUAGCCGAAGUAUUGAUUCUUUGGAUAAUAAACCGAACACUGUGAUAGUCAGUAGUAAAAAACAUUCCACAACAUCAUCAGAGCAGAUGAGCUCUCCAAGGUCUGGGUACUUAUCUCCCACUUCCCCCAUGUCUGAUCCGGAGUUCCCCCGGCAACCAUCACAGAACAGUGUUGCCUCAACUGGGUCACGGACUUCUGGUAGUGAUCAUCGACGAAUGAGGCGACCGUUAUCUUUUACAACUGCUUUACAAAUGAGUGAAGAGGCAGCGCAGCUCAGUAAAGAGAAGAAAAUAAAAAACAGUAAUGUUGGACGGGGUGGUUCUGCUGGUGGGCGAUAUGGUGCAGGUAAUAGUUAUCGACACACAGUGACACCAACACGGCAAAUGUCGGCUACGUCAAUUGAAAAUGACAGUCGCUAUGAUACACAUUAUGAAAUAUCUGUGUAA